This is a messenger RNA of Pelodiscus sinensis (Chinese soft-shelled turtle), 1030 nucleotides long. RefSeq lists its product as uncharacterized. Gene Ontology annotation, biological process: negative regulation of canonical NF-kappaB signal transduction. The record is from RefSeq and is a predicted model, not a curated record. NCBI's taxonomy places the organism in Eukaryota, Metazoa, Chordata, Testudines, Trionychidae.
UCACAGCGACUCUGUUUCCUGUUCCGGCGCCGGGCGGAGGCUGCACGCUGAGCGUCACGACGGAGGGGAAAUUCCCUGGCCCCGAAGUUCUCCCUCUGAAUUUCUGUGUCCACUGAAACUCGCAGGCCCAAAUGCCUCACAACUGCACAGAGGCCCAGGAAAGGAGGAGACCAGCCAGGUGCUGGAGGAAUGGAUGAAGCCUUUUUCCAGCUUUGCCAGGAAUUCACGCGGCUGCAGGACUUAUGUGCAAAGCAGGCCGAGCUUUUACAGGAGUUGGUGGCGACGCAGGAGCCCGUCCCCGCCAUGCCCAUUUCGAUGCCAAUCCAGUGCACAGAUGCCGGCGGGUUGGAGCAACCAGAGAGGAGCGUCCUCAAACAGCAAGUACCAAAGGCUGAUGGCUCCGGCCUUCCCAACCCAACGAUGCCUCCAUGGCCCAACACCGGCGCUUUUUGGGGCCAGCUGCAAGACUCGUUUUCCCAGGUGGACAUCACGUACCCACCCAGGGCUGAUGCGGCAACGGUGUUUUUGAGCCGGCCCCGCCACACCCCUCCUGCGGGCAGGAUCCCGGAGGGUGACCCGCCACUGGGAACGGACAUGACGUUUCCCGCCUGGAACGUGGCCCAGGGAAAAUCCACAGCCCCUCGCAGACCUCUGGAGCAUGGGACCCUGCAUCCGGAGGAGCUCAGUGCCUUCCCCAGCUUCCUGGAUCUUUACAGAGCCCCCCAAGAGUUGCAGGUGGAAAGGGCUUCCCGUCGUGUGGCAUGGAGCCAAGCGCCUAUAGAAAUACGCGGCCCCACACAGACAUCCUGGACGCCAGAAUGGGCGGUAGAAGACAGCUCACUUGGCCACAGUGGGAAUUUUGAACUCCAAGGGGACUCUGAAUACACAGACCCGUGAUUUUUGCCAGGCAACGCAAGGAGACUAUCACGAGCUUCGCACGGCCCGUAUCAAAUAGGAGUGGUAACGUCACAUGCUUGUAACCCCGCUUACCCAGGUUAUAUGCUUGUAACCCCACUUACCCAGAAUGGUU